Messenger RNA from Trichophyton benhamiae CBS 112371, 1833 nucleotides. RefSeq names its product Mis6 domain protein. Gene Ontology annotation, cellular component: kinetochore; cytosol; nuclear body. NCBI's taxonomy places the organism in Eukaryota, Fungi, Ascomycota, Eurotiomycetes, Onygenales, Arthrodermataceae. The record is from RefSeq and is a predicted model, not a curated record. The coding region runs from base 1 to 1833 and encodes 610 amino acids. The transcript is spliced from 4 exons.
AUGACUUGGACAUUAGAAGAAGCUGUAGAGCAGCUCGAGAGUGCUGUUGCUGAGCUGGUGAAAGUGAUAGUUUCUUCGGCCUUUGAUUCUGGGCUGAAAACAAACAUACUAGAUCGUAUACUGAACGUUGUCGUGUCAUCUAGGCACCUUGAUCUGUCAAUUGUGACUUCAAUAAUCAAAAAUUUAUACCCCGCUGAGAGAGUUCCAGCAAAAGUUGUGUCCCGAGUGAUUUGCUCUCUCGGAGCCACAAAAUCAAAACCGUCUCCAGCGACGCAAAAUUUGCUUUUGAGAUGGGUUCUACUGGUCUAUGAUUGCCUAGUGAACCAGAUUCACCUAGAGAAAUUUUAUAGCAUCCUCUUUGAUAACUUGGAUAUGAUUAGUUUGCGCCGCCCGAUCUGCCAUCUACUCUCGCUCAUCACCCGGAGGAAACAUGUCAAACCAUUCCGUGUAUGGGCCUUGUUGGAGCUAAUCCGCAACACGGGUGGUGAUGAAAGAGAGCUUUGGGGGCUGCUGCGAGUCUAUAAAAGCUAUUAUCCUGACAUUAUCGUUGAUGAUACAGCGAUUCCUCGAAGGCGAGCAACCUACUUUUUCAAACAUCCUGACCAGGAAUGGACCGCGCACAUGAAAUUACUUCAGGAGAGGGCUGCAAAUACCGCUCCCCAGAUCGCCCCAGAAGCUUUUCAGGCUAUCCGUCGAGAUGGUGUCAAAAGGAGCCGGAUUGAGGUUGUUAUACCCGUUCCUAAAACUUCUCGUGUCCGGCGCGGCUUUACAUCUCUAGAAGAACUCAGCAAUGUACGAGAUUUCGUCAAGAAGCUAGACAAAAUUGAGCUUCCGAACCAGAUAGCUUCCGCGUUAAUGGAACCCCUAAGUCAGAAAUUCUUACUUCUAGUGCAGAAUAAAGAAGCAUUACAGAGGAUGGAAAGCUGGCUUACAAGCUUCUUUGAAGACGAACUAGAUCAACUGCGAGAAGAAAAUACUUCGUCUGAAGAACUAGGUUUUGUUCUUGAUAGUCUGGUCCGAUAUGUGAGAUAUACAAAGGCCUUUCCUGGCUCUCUUGAUAAGUUCCUCCAACAUUAUCUGCCAGUGUGGGAUGGAACAAGCCAUCGAGCAACGGUGCUGAGGCUCUUAGAAUAUGCACCUCUUCGUGAUGAUACUCUUCGCCAAUACUUUCUGCACUUGGAGAAUGCGAUUUUGGACAACACUAUGGAGUCCAAAAGUUUGGUUCUUCAGUAUUAUACCGCACUAAUACGGCGUUAUGGCAGUAUUCUCCGGUCGAAGACCUCUGUUGAUCAGGCCCUUGACUUGGUGAGCGUAGUCCAGAGGGCCGAGUUGAUGUCGUUGACCUUAAUGGAAUGCCCAGCAACCUGUGGUGCCAACCCAGCCAAGGACUCACGGCCCUCUAGUUCAUCUGUCAUGCAAUUCUACACACAACUGGCCGAGUUAUACGUUCAUGCUCCAACUAAUCCACUCAUACGGUUAAACACCCCUCCUCCCGAGACUGUAUACCUCCUCGUCUUCACACCCGUUCUCAGCCAUAUGUCAUUGAUGAGCAACGUGAUAGCGAUCUAUAAAUCUUCCUUUGAACAGUCCCUAGCAACUACAGCUUCCGCAGGUGAUGCCCCUAGGCAGUUGUAUGCAGAUGCUGUUGUGGCCAGCCUCAAUGGAUAUGUUCUAGAUAUCUGCAACCUACUAUGGCGAAAUAGGGGGUUGAAUGGUGAUGAGCCUAAUGCUCUUGGCUGCCUCGUAAGAAGUGACGUGGUUGAAUUGCUCACCGAGUAUAUCCAGGAGAGUCUAUUGCUGGAAAAGACGGGCAAGAGAUACUGGCGCGAUUAA